GAUGAGGGGUUAAAAGUAGGGUUUUGCCCACACAAGCAGGGGUAUCACGAUGUCAGUAAAAUUACCAAUUGGCGGCCCAAAAUGGUUGGGCUGCAGUCCGACAAUUGCACUUGAAGCCCAGUACUGGACUUACCAGAUCCUACCAAGCUACCCCGCGUUUUCAGAGAGACGAGAGGAAGCAAGCUUGAAGCAAAGGGGAAAGGAAGGAGAAAAGAAGGAAAGAGGAGGCCGGUUGAGAGGGCAGCAAGGAAGCAGAAAUGAUGGAGGCACAGAAGAGGAGGUCGAUGAUCUGGCUGUUGCUCAUUUGAAUUGGAGGAAAUUGGAGGAAAUUGGUGGCCAUGUGCAAGCCUCAGCUUCUAGGGAGCAAAUAUGUAACACCUUUGGUGCCCUGAAGAAUUGUGUUCCUGAAAUGAUUGCUUUUGGAGGCAAUUCACUCUGCUGGCUAAGUGGCUAUUUUGUUGCCUUUGCAAAUCCCCUUCUAGCUCCAGAAUCCGCUAUAAGCAGAUUGAAUAGUACAAUUCUGGUGGAAUUUAUUGCUGAUGUUAUUGCAUUUGAAGUUUUAAACUUCCUGGUGGUUAGGCAAAAGAAGAACGAAGCUAUGGCUUUGAAUGUCCGCCAGGCUCAGAGCUCAGGUUUUGUACCAAAGACUUUUGAUGUAGCAGCCAAGGAGCUUAUUGCAGUUGCAACACUAGGAGAAGUUGUCACUAGUCAUUCUCAUGCAGCUUUUCUCUUAGCUUUUUACUUAAUAAUGCCCUUCAUUCUUUGCUCCCUGCAGUUGACCGAAACAACUAGAUGCAUUCUGCAGAUUGUUGCCUCAGAGGAUAUUGGUAGACAAGUUUUGACAUAUGGGAAAAGGAAGCCUGUGGAACAUUUCUUAAAUGCCGUUCAACAAAUGGUUACCUCAGAGGAUAUUGGUAGACAAGUUUUGACAUAUGGCGAAAGGAAACCUGUGGAACAUUUCUUGAAGGCCUUUGAAGAAGUCACACUGAAAGAUAUUUCUACAGUAGCCCAAAAGCUUCUAUCAUCCCCUCUCCCAAUGGCAUCAUAUGGAAAAGUUAUUAAUGUCCCAAGCCACGAUUCAGUUAGCAGCAAGUUCAAAUUGAAGUAAACGAGAUUGCUUUCCUGUAUCAAAGUGGGCAGUUGUCUGAACUGUUGUUUGUAAUUUUGUGCAUCUGCAAUCCUUGGAGCAAUUUCACAGCAAGAUGAAGUUGUUGAAAAUGAAUCUAGACGUUGGCUUAUUUAACAAUAAAUAGUUUAUCCCAAGCAAGCAGCAUGAGUUGAACUGGUUUGUUAUAGGGAUGCACUCGUGGACUAUUUUAUAUUCUUUGAACUCCAAUUUUACCAAUUCCGGUUAAUAAUGGUGUUCCCCUAAUUUGGUGAAAGAAACAAAAGUAAAAUUAGAUAAACCGAACUUCAUCAGUAGUGUCAUACCCAAAGUCCCUACUGCAGCAUCUCUUUUACUUCUUGAACAUAUCAAAGUUGGUCGGCAGCUACCCUUCUGCAGGGCAUAGAAGUGCUUUUUAAU
Messenger RNA from Rubroshorea leprosula, 1525 nucleotides. Lineage: Eukaryota; Viridiplantae; Streptophyta; Magnoliopsida; Malvales; Dipterocarpaceae. The record is from the annotation of a GenBank genome assembly.